AUGGCGCGAGCUGUGGCAUUCUGGUCUUCAGCACUCCAAGUGCGACGGGCCCAAGGACCUCUAAAGAUGGAUCCUGCUGGCAUCGGAUGCUUCAAAUAUGAGUUUGACACCGACUUUCGUUGCACAGCCUUGCAAACACCCACCUGCGGCGGAGUCUCUGUACCAGCGAAAUAUUUGAGGGGAGGCCGCGCUUGUUCCCAGACCUGUGUGCCGAGUUACUCGUGCUCCGGCAAUUGCGUCUCAGGUAAUACCUGUGCAUGUGACGUGGAUGUGUGGCAAAACGACAGCUCAGGAUACUGCUGCUCACUCUCUCCUGGAGCAAGUUGUCCAAGUGGCUGUUCAGUGCAGACGGCUGUCAAGGUUGGCAGUGGAACUACAGGUGGCUUUGUGUGCGAAGCAGAUUGUACCGAGACAUCAGAAGGUCAAGGUGCAGAGAAUGAAGAUCUGCACAUUUUCGUCACCAUCAAGGAUUCUGUCGAAUGCCAAAACUCGGAUGCUCUCUUGGCAUUUGCUAUAUCCUGUGCUGUUGAUCAGUGCGAUCGACCUAUCUUUGGAACCAUCAAUUUUUGUCCAUUGAAGCUGGUUACAGACGACAUCAACAUGCUGGUCUCCACGGCCAUUCAUGAAUUGGCUCAUGUCCUGGUUUUCAGCAACACGCACUUCCAGAACUUCCGCUACUCCAAUGGCUCGCCAAUCAUUCCUCGAUUGGUAGAGGAUGAGACUCGAUUCCAGGACGAGGUCAUCUACACUUGCAGCAGUUCUGGCUAUCAAUGGAAUGUAGCAGCGGGAAACUUGAGGUAUGUAGACAUCAGCCCGACAAUUGUGAACUCCUUUUCAGAGAGGGGCUACAAUUGCCAAUGUCCUAUUGGUAAAAGCGACAUUGCUGCAGGAUGCUUUUAUCCUUCUCCACCAUUCCUUCAACUUCCUAGCUGCGUGCUUCGAAUGACAACUCCAACUGUCUUGGCGGAGGUGAGAAAUUUCUUUGAGUGUCCAACCCUGGAGGGUGCGGAGUUGGAGAAUCAAGAAGGCAAUGGUUGUAGCAUCAUCGGAUCCCAUUGGGAGCAGCGUGUCUUCGCGGGCGAGAUAAUGUCUCCUGUUUCGACGGAAAGGUUGGUGAACACCUACGUAUCACGAGUCAGUCUUGCCGUUUUCCAGGAUUCGGGUUGGUACCAAGCCGAUAUGUCUGCAGCUGAUCCAUUGGUGAAGGGUGUUCAUUGGGGCUACAAGCAGGGCUGCAAUUUUGCGACGGCAAAAUGCGUCGACAACGAUGUGCCUGUCUCAAAAGUCUUCUGCAGUGCUGACAAUCAAGUAAGCUGCUCAUUGGAUCGCAAAGCCGUCGUGACGUGUGAGAUUGGUUCUGCAUAUAAUUCUUUACCGGCAGUCUAUUCCUACACAAGCAGCUUGAGGUUGGGAGGGUCACCAGAAAUGGACUACUGUCCGCACUUUGCCAUUGGUCUCAGCAAUCGUAUUUGCACCAGCAACGCAAGUCUCACGGUGCCUUUCACGAACGUGAAUUUUAUGCGCGAAGUCUUCUCCGAGCAAAGCCGGUGCUUCAUGAGCACCUUGCACGCCGAUGCUCCCGCCAUAGGUGGAGGCGCCUUCGAGGCUCCUUCAGAUCAGUUCACAGAUGCCAGGCCUGUAUGCUACAAUGUCGAGUGUGCAACUGAUGGCUCUAGCUACGACUUGAAGGUGGAGGAUCUUUCAACCGCAAGCGCCCUGAUGCUAUUGGGGACAUGUUUUUUAGAAGGUCAAUCCUUGACCAUGCAGGGUGGAGGCACUGCUUCAUGGGAGACCCUACAGACGCUCUAUCUGGAUGGACGAGUAGCAGCCACUUUAUGUGGCCCGCCGUGUGAAACCUUCAGCGAAGCCAGAUUUACGGAGGCCCCCGAUGCCGACACCCACUGGCCCAGGCCAUUGCGAUCAGCAGAUCGCCUAUUCGGCCUCGAGGGACUCACUAUGAAGGAGCUGAAACAGUGCUCCGCGGUCAAGCCGACCGGACUUCUGACGUGGGCAAUGCCGUUUUUCCCAAGAGACCUGUAUGACAAGGCUCUCGACGGCGCUGGUUGGCGCGUUCUACUCCACCAGUUCAGCCUGCCCAGAAAGAGUGGAUCUCUUCUGCGGCGCUUGCGAGUGAGAUUAUCAGGGCCGAUGCACAGUGGCUCCGUGAGCUGCGCAGAUCCGGCAGAGGUUUGUUCUGAUUUGACCCCAAAGCACGUGAGUGCAGGACUGACCACGUCGACCACAUCGACUACAUCGACUACAUCGACCACAUCGACCACUUCCACAACAGGUGGUUCGAGUAGCACGUCAACGACUUCCACAGGCACAGAUGGUUCGACUUCCCAAAGUGCAUCAUCGACAGGCAAUCCUGGCGACACAACCACCACCACCCUUACAACGUCAGUGACGCUCGAUGAAAUAGAGUCAAUAGGUUGGGCAAAGCAAAGCGCGUGCUUUCUGACGGAGCUGAACCUCAUUGCAUUUUUGCUUCCUUUGACUUGGAGCUGA
Molecule: messenger RNA, 2508 nt
Organism: Cladocopium goreaui
Lineage: Eukaryota; Dinophyceae; Suessiales; Symbiodiniaceae
Source: the annotation of a GenBank genome assembly